This is a messenger RNA of Caenorhabditis elegans, 623 nucleotides long. RefSeq names its product DUF2650 domain-containing protein (gene F52A8.1). The record is from RefSeq and is marked reviewed. Lineage: Eukaryota; Metazoa; Nematoda; Chromadorea; Rhabditida; Rhabditidae. The transcript has 2 exons. The coding region runs from base 3 to 335 and encodes 110 amino acids.
AAAUGUCGUCAUACACUCUUCCACUGUUCCUCUUCGCUAUGGCACUUCUUGCCUGUGCCCCAUCAGUCAGUGCCGAAGGAGAUGAUCUUCUCGACUACGUCAAAUCGAUUGAGCCACUCACGAUCAGAAGGAGUCCAUUGGCAUGCCCACUUCCAGUUGUCGGACAAGCUUGCCCAGAAGAGAACGUUUUCUGGUACUUCAAGUGCUGCGGACAGAUUGCUGAUCAGUGUUGCUUCCGUCUUCAGGAUUGGGUUACUGUUCUUCUUCUCUUCCUUGCCGUCUGCACGAUUCUCUCGAUCAUCAUCAACUGCGUCAGAUGCUUCUGCUGCGCAUAAGUAUUUGACUUAUAAUUUUCACAUUUCUUCAUCAAAUCUUCGGGGCAACAGUUUUAUCAAAAUUUCCACUUUUCUCUUUAUAACCAAUUCACUGAAUUUCUUCCUUUUAAUAUUCUCUGAUAAUUUGCCAUACGUUGCUCAUUGAAUACUCUACUUUCCACACUUCUUUCUUUUUUGUUAUGUAAUUUUCCUUUCCUCACAGUUCACCCUUGCCUUUUUGAAUUGUAUUUUAACAGGUGUAUUUAGUGAAUUCUAUUUACAUCAUUCAGCAAUGAACGAGUACUUUAC